AUAGGCAAAUGUACAAUCACCUAAUAAUGAGUAAAAACCCUAAAAAAAUAAAUACUAAAAAACAAACAAAUGAAGCUUCAGAUUCACCUAAACAGAAAACUAAAGCCCAAUUAGAAAAUGAGCUGUUAGAGAAAGCUGAGGCUGAGCUUAAAGUCUUAGAGCUUAAUAAACAUCAAAAUAAAGAUUCUGGUUCAACUUCACUUGAACAAAAAUCUAUAACCGAACUGGAAUUUGAGACUGAACCUCAGAUUAAAAAACCUAACAAUGAAGAUUCUAAUUCAGCUCCAUCUGAACAGAAAACUGUAGCCCAACUGAAAAUUGAGUUAAAGAUAGCUGAAGCUAAGCUUAAAGACUUGGAGCUUAAAAAACAUAAAAAUGAAGAUUUUAGUUCAGCUUCACUUAUACAGGAAACUAUAGCCGAACUGAAAAAUGAGAUAGAGAUAGCUGAAGCUAAGAUUUCCUAA
This is a messenger RNA of Adelges cooleyi (spruce gall adelgid), 464 nucleotides long. RefSeq lists its product as uncharacterized. Lineage: Eukaryota; Metazoa; Arthropoda; Insecta; Hemiptera; Adelgidae. The coding region runs from base 9 to 464 and encodes 151 amino acids. The transcript is spliced from 6 exons. The record is from RefSeq and is a predicted model, not a curated record.